AUAAUAUUUCUUCUGAAGAUAUUAUAAAAAAUCCUAAAGAAUUAUUUUCACGUUCUUUUUUAAGAAGUUUACAAGAUUUAGAAUAUUUGGAAUGUAGAAUCCAACAACAAAAAAAAAAAGAUUUUAAAAGAUUUUGGCAUCCUGUAACUUUUUAUUUUUAUGGAUCAGGAGGAAGCAGAAAAUCAGGACUUGUAACUGAAUUAUUUAGAGAUCAAUUAUAUGCUGAUAAACCAAAAAAACAACGAAACAAUUG
This is a messenger RNA of Racocetra persica, 253 nucleotides long. The record is from the annotation of a GenBank genome assembly. NCBI's taxonomy places the organism in Eukaryota, Fungi, Glomeromycota, Glomeromycetes, Diversisporales, Gigasporaceae.